Molecule: messenger RNA, 1400 nt
Organism: Vicugna pacos (alpaca)
Lineage: Eukaryota; Metazoa; Chordata; Mammalia; Artiodactyla; Camelidae
Gene: HOXD1
Product: homeobox D1
Biological process (GO): regulation of transcription by RNA polymerase II
Cellular component (GO): nucleus
Molecular function (GO): DNA-binding transcription factor activity, RNA polymerase II-specific; RNA polymerase II cis-regulatory region sequence-specific DNA binding
Source: RefSeq, a predicted model, not a curated record
CCGGCCGACGACGGCGGGGCACACGUCCACUACGCCACCUCGGCCGUCUUCUCGGGCAGCGGCUCCUUCCUCCUCAGCGGCCAGGUGGAUUUCGCGGCCUUCAGCGAGCCCAGCCCCUUCCCGGCGUGUCUCAAAGAGCCGGCCGACGGCCACUCCGGGGCCUUCCAGACCGCUUCCCCCGCUCCUGGCGCCUACCCUAAGUCCGCGUCCCCGGCCUCCGGCCUCCCGGCCGCCUUCAGCACGUUCGAGUGGAUGAAAGUGAAAAGGAACGCCCCGAAGAAAAGCAAACUCGCCGAGUAUGGAGCUGCCAGCUCCUCCAGCGCGAUCCGCACGAAUUUCAGCACCAAGCAACUGACAGAACUGGAGAAAGAGUUUCAUUUCAAUAAGUACUUAACUCGGGCCCGACGCAUCGAGAUAGCCAACUCACUGCAGCUGAAUGACACCCAAGUCAAAAUCUGGUUCCAGAACCGCAGGAUGAAACAGAAGAAGAGGGAACGAGAAGGGCUUCUGCCCUCCACCACCCCUGUGGUUUCCCUCCAACUAACCCUCUCAGCUACGAGCCCCACCAAGUCUGGCAAAAACCCGGGAAGCCCUUCUCAGGCCCAAGAACCUUCAUGAGGUUUAGUCAUGAGGCUGAGGAACCGCGGCCUGCAGCAUUCAUAGGCUACCCACCUCUACCUAGACUUGCCAGCUCAGUUUGGAAUGGAGGUGGGCAUGGACAGAAAUAAUUGAGGUUUCAUUUGGGAGAGGAAGUAUCUUAGUCGGCUUCUGAGUUCCAGACCAUGGGUGUACAGAUAAUAACUUGAAGUCUAAAGUCACUCAUUUGUUUAUUAUUUGUUUCUUAUCAGGGAAAAGGUGCUGAGCCACCAGCUCACCCCUGCUGCUAUGUUGCCUAACUUAGUCAUACGCAAUUCUCACAAUUCUUGAGUGCAGAGUGGUAGAGCAUUCCUUACUGAGCUCUGCCAACCCCCUGAUGUGCUCAGAAGAGCAGCUACCCGAAGUUUUAUCUGGUUUUAAUUUAAAAGACAAGGCUAUAUGUAUUCAGCUUCUAGAGUUGACCAAAGCUAGUUAGAGUUAGGGCCUCCUGGAUGUAGCUAAGCUGCUUCAAUGAUGAUCUUCAUAUCUGCACUACAGUUUUUUUUGUUCUCUCUUUAAAAAGCGGUUUCUACCUCUCCACGUGCCUGAGUGAAGAUACAAUCACUGUUAAGUUAGUGGCUGAACAAAUCUACAGGGUGGGUAGAGAUCCUGAACCACACCUUGACUCCAGUUACUCAAACUUGAAUGUAAAUACAUACAGUAUGUAUAUUUUUUAAAAGUUUGCUUGCAAUGAACUUACAUGUGACAUUUAAUGUCAUAGCAUGUAAAGGAUUUGAACUUUUUUUUGUAAUAAAAAUUACAGA